Molecule: messenger RNA, 1540 nt
Organism: Hydractinia symbiolongicarpus
Lineage: Eukaryota; Metazoa; Cnidaria; Hydrozoa; Anthoathecata; Hydractiniidae
Product: serine-threonine kinase receptor-associated protein-like
Exons: 8
Coding region: 131-1147 (338 amino acids)
Biological process (GO): spliceosomal snRNP assembly
Cellular component (GO): SMN complex
Molecular function (GO): RNA binding; protein binding
Source: RefSeq, a predicted model, not a curated record
AUAAUAGAUGAAAUAAUACUGUGACCGAGUACUUUAAUUCUGAUUUUAGAUUUCAAACAAAAAAACAGUGAAACAAUUCAUUUUCCUAACUUUCAAAUAUAUUUACCAACACAAUUCAGUUUCUGUUUACAUGAAGUCGUUAUUUUCUUCCAACAUGGCGGCCAAACAGAUUCCGUUAACCUGCCCUGGCCAUACAAGACCGGUGGUUGAUUUAGGUUUCUCAGAAGUAACGCAGCAUGGGUAUUUUUUAAUCAGUGCUUGUAAAGAUGGAAAACCAAUGUUGCGACAAGGAGACACUGGUGAUUGGAUUGGUACUUUUGAAGGGCACAAGGGUGCUGUAUGGGGUGCUACUUUAAAUAAAACAGCCUCUCUUGCAGCUACCGCAGCUGCUGAUUUUACAGCAAAGGUUUGGGAUGCGAUUAAAGGAGAGGAAAGGACAUCUUUCUCGCACAAACACAUUGUGAAAACUGUGGACUUCUCACAAGAUGACAAAAAACUUCUUACCGGAAGUAAUGAAAAGAAAAUGAGAAUAUUUGAUGUUGAGAAUACAGAUAAAGAGCCAGUCAUUUUGGAAGGUCUUGGUGGAAACCCUAAAGCUUGCAUUUGGUUAAAUGAUGACAAAAACAUUAUAAGUGGAUGUGAUGAGAAAGUCAUCAGGUUGUGGGAUGUGCAGACACUGAAAGAAGUGAACAGUAUAACUUUAGACAGACCGUUACAAGGAAUGCAGCUGUCAUCUGAUAAAAGUGUUUUGGCUAUUGCAUGUGGAAAAACGGCGUUGUUUUACGAUACACAGAGCUUGCAGCAAAUACAAUCCUGUGAAACUAACACAAAUGUUUUCUCCGUAUCACUGAGUCCAGAUAAGACAACUUUUGUGGCAGGUGGUGAAGACUUUAUAUUAUAUAAAUACGAUUACCAGACUGGAGCUAAGCUAGAAUACUAUCACGGUCAUUUCGGUCCCGUGCAUUGUGUUAGAUAUUCUCCCGAUGGGGAGGUGUACGCGUCUGGGUCAGAAGAUGGCACGUUACGCUUAUGGCAAACCAAUGUGGGGAAUACUUACGGUCUGUGGAAAGCUAAUAUAAGCGAUGAAGAAGAGCAAACGAAAGGUUUAGAUGAGAAUCAUAUAACUGAAGUUGCAGUGGAAUCGUGACCGAGUAUUGCAUAGUUUUUUUUAUAUAAAUUUUUAUUUAUUAUUUUAAUUAAAAAAAAAAUGAUAAAAUUGGAUGGACUGCGAUUUUUGGUGUGUCAGUGUGUUGUGGCAAUAAACAUAAAUAUUUGUUAAAAAAGUAUUUUUACAUAUAUUUUAGAUGAUAUAUGUUGUUAUUGCAGUAGCUAUCUCUUUAUCUUCUCUUCGUCUUGGUGUUGGGAUCGCGUUUUCUUUAACGUUUUUGCAAAAUUCUAGUUAUAUUUCAACUGCGAAAGAAAAAGUUUAGAUUGAAUUUAUAAUUUUGCAACCAUAUACAUUGUUGUGUUUUUAAACAUAGAGCUUGCCAAUGUGGAAAUUGUAUUUAUUUUGUCACAAAAAAAGAUAGAAAAAUUCCAA